This is a messenger RNA of Caenorhabditis bovis, 516 nucleotides long. Lineage: Eukaryota; Metazoa; Nematoda; Chromadorea; Rhabditida; Rhabditidae. The record is from the annotation of a GenBank genome assembly.
AUGUCCUCUCGAAACUUCGAUUUGGAAUAUGACGACUAUCUAAAGCGUCGUGGAUCGCAAUUACCGCCGAAGAAGUUCACACCAGCCGAUGAGGAGAACGAGGCGAAAGCUAAGAAACAAGUAAAACAGGAUUAUGGAUUACCCAAUAAUGAGUACUUCAUGCAAGGCUAUCAAGAGAAAUCCGCCGAUGUCGGCUCGGACCCAAUUGGUGCAGUCCGCACACUUCGCAACAAUCUAAGAGUGAUGUCUCUUGAGCACAAGGACAAAGAUGAACCAGUCAAGUCGUUCCUCUGUCAAUCCGCAUGCGACGAGCUCACCAAAACCGAGAAGAAGCUACUCGAAAUGUCGAAUCGGCGAUCCGACGCGAUAUUUCGUGGCGACACCGAUUCAGCGCAGAAAAUCGCCAACGAUAUGGAGAGGGUGAAAUCGGAUGCAAUUCGCAACGCCUACUCGGACCUAAUGAUCGAUGAUAAACAGGUAGAGCGCAAAAUGGGCAGAGUUCCGACAAUGACUUAA